AGAAAUGGUGCAAUUUUUCUGUGUUAAACCCAAGGGAGGCGACUCCUCUGUUUCCCCUGACUAUCUGUUCUCAUAUUGGUUGGGAUUCUGCAAGGAAUUCAAGGAUUUUUGGAAGAGAGAACAACAGCGUAUCGUCAAACAGAGGAUAAGGGAUAGCGAGAACAAGGUGCAGAAGAUCAUGGGAAACAAGACGGCUGCUGCUCCCCCCAAGAUGGCUCGGAAAGCAGGAGGACUGAAAGACCGGCUAGCACAGAAAGGAUUGCUGGGUUGAAAGUCAUGAUGAUUGCCGGGACUCCAGUGAGGAGGAGAGAGCAUGGAGGGUGUGAAGAGGAUGAGGGGCAAUAGGGGUGACGGCUGGGAGAAGGGGGGAUGCAAGAUGAGGGAUACGGAGAUGGGAGCAGUGCAAGACGAUGUUGACGACAAGAUUCUCGUGACAAUUGAUACAAUAGAAACAUGGAUUUGGGACGAGGGAUUAGAUGGCUUGUGACUGAGAAACUGGGAAAAUGAAGAUUGAAGAUGUCAAAUGGCUUUACCUGAUUGGCGCAUGGAGGAGAGUCUUAAGGAGGAAGGAAUGAGAGACUACCUGUGGAGGAAGAGACAGAGUAGGUGGAGGGUGAUGGAUGAUGUCAUCCUAAACAGGGAGGUCGAUGAGGUCGGAAUGAUGUUAAGUUAUCAUACAAUGCUCUGUAUUGUUUACAGAACAAUUCCCUGACUUUCAGUUGUUGAAUUUUGACCCAUGGAUAUUGACUUGAAUGUUAGUCACAUACUUCACAGACACAUUUAGCCAUGUAGAGUUUCAUUGUCACAUUAUCAAGCAUGGUGAUGGAGUGGAUAGACUACUGUGAUCGGUCCACGAUUCUUCCAGGUAGGGUGGGAUCUCAGAAACCUGAAAUACAUCUGUGUUAUAUCUUGUAAGUAGAAUUUAAUGAAAACAUCAGUUUUAUUGUAAAAACAGAAAACAUUGACAGUAGGCUGUUAUUCAUAGAAGACACUAGAAGAAAGGGUUUCAAGAGGAUCUCUGAGAAAAUGGUGAAAGCUGAAGACAUGAUUCAAGAAAAGAACACUUCUGACAGAGGAGAAAAUAUAUGAAAUAGUCAAAGCUUCAAGGAAGAGGAGAAGAGAAUGCUUUACAAGAGUUGAUGAAAGGGAUGAUGAAUUGGUGCUGUGAAAAAAGCAGGGGGUGGUAUUAGAAGUGAAACUGAGUGAGGGUAUGAGAAAGAGAGCGUAGGAUCAGGAGUAGUCUGUCUCACAGUCCCUGAACCACAUUAUUUUCCCUACUGCCAAGCCCUCUCUGCAGUGCU
Molecule: messenger RNA, 1301 nt
Organism: Haliotis rubra (blacklip abalone)
Lineage: Eukaryota; Metazoa; Mollusca; Gastropoda; Lepetellida; Haliotidae
Product: formin-like
Exons: 4
Coding region: 5-271 (88 amino acids)
Source: RefSeq, a predicted model, not a curated record